Limulus polyphemus (Atlantic horseshoe crab) is the source of this 1632-nucleotide messenger RNA. RefSeq lists its product as uncharacterized. NCBI's taxonomy places the organism in Eukaryota, Metazoa, Arthropoda, Merostomata, Xiphosura, Limulidae. The transcript has 2 exons. The record is from RefSeq and is a predicted model, not a curated record. Bases 1 to 1632 code for a protein of 543 amino acids.
AUGUGGGCAAUUAUCGAGAUCAUACAGAUUCUAGCUGGGAAGAAAAGCGCCUUAAGGGGCAACUAUAUCAGUGAACUUGGUAUGGAGGACGGAUUUUUUCAGACCAUGUUCAUCUUUGCCAUCAGCAGAGAUAAGAAACUGGAAGAAAUUCAUCGCUUAAUUCCACGCAACGCAAAGUAUACGUCACCUGAAAUCCAUAAUCAAAUUCUCGGUCUACUCGCGAAAACUAUCCAGCAAAGAAGCCGAAAUGAAGUUGGUGAUAAGAAGUACGCAAUAAAGGUGGAUGAAACUCGUGAUAAGUGCAACCGUGAAAAUAUGUGCUUAUGUGUGAGGUACUUACAAGACGGAAAUAUUGUUGAACAUCUACUUGCUGUUAUUCCAGUUUCUAGUUUUGACGCACAUUCCUUGACUGACUCCAUCAUAGCAAUACUUCAAGAGCAUAGCUUCAGUGCACUGCCUAAACCACCAGCUACACCUUGUAGUUGUGCGUGCGAUUUCGUGGACGCCUUUUUUGGCACUUGCAACAUAUUGUACAACUUCAUACGUAAGCCAACUGUGCCUGUUCACUACACUGGGCAAGUACUGAAACGACUGUUGGAACACCGGUGGACUGGCCACCUAGCUACUGUGAAAGUCAUCACUGGAUCAUAUAAAGCUAUCUUGACGAUUCUGUCAGACAUUGCCACAAAUGAGAAUAGCACAUUCUUACCUGAAUUAGUGGCGGAAGCAAUCGGAUUGUUGAAGCUGAUCAAAAAGAAACCCUUUCUGUUCCAUGCUGUAGCUGUCCACAAAGCAUUGAGUAUAUUAGCAUCUGUCAACAUUCAUCUACAAUCAGUCAGUAUCAAUCUGAUGCAGGCUUUGAUGCUGAUAUCAUCUUCGCGAGCAUCCAUUGCUUUGUUGAGACUCGAUGAAACAUUUACCACUUUGCUGGAUGAAGUUAAGCUGAUUCUGCAAAAUACUGCAGGUGAUGAUAACAGUGUAACAGUACAAGACCAUCAACCUGCAGAAAAUAGAAGACGCCGUGAAAACUCUGGUUUCAAAGACUACACUGUUGACCAUCUGUACAGAGAUAAUACCAAUUUGUCAGAAAAUGAUAACCUCAAACGAUCGUGGUUCUGUCUAAUUGACAGUAUCCUGGUUGAGCUUGAUGAACGUUUCUCUGAGAAAAAUUCACAUCUUAUUCGUGCCAUGGAGUCACUAGAUCCUGAAUCAGAACAUUUCUUUGACAAGGACCGAAUGGUAUUUCUCGCAGACUUGAUCGGCCUUGAAAUGGACAGCUUUGUUUUGGCUCCAACUGAUGUUGUCAAAAAAUACAUCAGUGACCACUGGAGGAAAUACGACAAACAUAACCUGGUGUCUGUUUUGCAACAGCUUUUCCAUUUGAAAUCGAAGCGCUUUCCAGCCAUUACAGAACUGUAUGAGGCAGCAUUAACAAUUGGAUCCUCAACUGCAACAUGUAAAAGAGUGCUUACAGACCUCCGUCAGUCGAUGUCUCAUGAAAGACUGGCGAACUUGAUCCUCAUCAGGUUUGAGAAGUGCAUCCUUGAUGAUAUAUGUCAGAGUAUUGAUGGGAAGUAUAAUAUCUUGAGAGACUUCAAUUCUAUUCAAAAUAGACGAUUAAAGUUGCUUUAA